Molecule: messenger RNA, 4957 nt
Organism: Eleginops maclovinus (Patagonian blennie)
Lineage: Eukaryota; Metazoa; Chordata; Actinopteri; Perciformes; Eleginopidae
Gene: dnmt1
Product: DNA (cytosine-5-)-methyltransferase 1
Exons: 34
Coding region: 174-4721 (1515 amino acids)
Biological process (GO): negative regulation of gene expression via chromosomal CpG island methylation
Cellular component (GO): nucleus
Molecular function (GO): chromatin binding; DNA binding; DNA (cytosine-5-)-methyltransferase activity
Source: RefSeq, a predicted model, not a curated record
AAGACGGCCCGCGCGCCCGAAUUGCUUAAUAGCAUCCAUUGCAAGAGACAGCACACGAGAGCCUGUCAUUGUGGAGACGCGCUGUAGUUAACAACGGCGGGUUUUAACAUUGUUUUAACGGAUUUUAAAGCAGUUUUAUUGUUUUAUCUCAAACGUUUACUUAGCUGUGUACCAUGCCAUCCAGGACUUCCCUGUCUUUGCCAGAGGAUGUCAGGAAAAGGCUGCAGGUGCUGGGCGAGGAUGGAGAUUCAGAGGAGGAUCAUGUGAAAGAGAAGCUCAAGUUGGUUCAGGACUUCCUGCAUGUUGAUGCUCAAGACCAACUGACCAGCCUGGAGGACAAGAUGAAAAAAUCCGAGAUCUCGAUGGAAAUCUACAUCUCUAAAGUAAAGGCCUUGCUGGGAAAAGAGCUUUAUCUCGAAAAUGGCUCACAUGUGGAUGACGUGGAGCAGAAUGGAAAGACGAAUGGCUUAACAAAUGGUUCCAAAAAAGAUGAGAACACUGAAGAUGUAACCAUGGAUGUACAGGAGGAAGAGGAGGCUGUCAAGUCACCGACUGCCUCCAAAGGGAAGGGAGGCCGUAAGAGCAAAGCCAAUUCUGACACUAAAAAGUCUCCAGCCAGCUCCAGGGUUACAAGAAAUGCUGGAAAACAGCCAACCAUCAUGUCAAUGUUCUGUAAAGUUCAGAAGCGCAAGUCUGAAGACUUGAAUGUUGAGGCUACUAAUGGACAAAACUCAACAAAUGGACAAACAGAAGUUAAGAAAGAAGAUGAAGAGGAAGAAGAUGUUGAGGAGGUCCAGGAUGAGAAGCGUCAAAAAGUGGAAUCUGAUGAAAAAGCUGCUCCAGAAAAGUUGACGAGUGAAACAACAAAGCCAGUUUCUGCUGCAAAGACACCACCCCCCAAAUGUGCAGACUGCAGACAAUACUUGGAUGACUCUGACCUUAAGUUCUUUCAGGGGGAUCCUGAUAAUGCGCUGGAUGAACCAGAAAUGUUAACAGAUGAGCGCCUCUCCCUGUUUGACUCAAAUGAGGAUGGCUUUGAGAGCUAUGAUGAUCUGCCACAGCAUAAGAUCACAAACUUCAGCGUAUAUGACAAGCGAGGCCACCUGUGUCCAUUUGACUCUGGACUGAUUGAGAAGAACGUGGAGCUCUACUUCAGCUGUGUUGUCAAACCCAUCUAUGAUGACAACCCUUGCUUGGAUGGCGGUGUUCCUGCCAAGAAGCUUGGACCCAUCAAUGCCUGGUGGAUCACUGGUUUUGAUGGUGGAGAAAAAGCCUUAAUUGGUUUUACUACAGCUUUUGCUGAUUACAUCCUGAUGCAGUCCAGUGAGGAGUAUGCACCCAUAUUUGCUGUGAUGCAGGAGAAGAUCUAUAUGAGCAAGAUUGUUGUAGAGUUCCUUCAGAAGAAUCGUGACGCUAGUUAUGAGGACCUUCUCAACAAGAUUGAGACCACCGUGCCUCCUGCAGGGCUGAACUUCAACUGCUUCACGGAGGACACUCUGCUGCGCCACGCCCAGUUUGUGGUGGAGCAGGUGGAGAGCUACGAUGAGGCCGGGGACUCUGAUGAGCAGCCCAUCAUUGUUACUCCCUGCAUGAGGGACCUGAUCAAACUGGCGGGAGUCACUCUGGGGAAGAGGAGAGCUGCCAGAAGACAGGCCAUUCGUCACCCUACAAAGAUCGAGAAGGACAAUAAGGGACCAACGAAGGCGACCACCACCACGCUGGUGUACCAGAUCUUUGAUACCUUCUUCUCUGAUCAGAUAGAGCAGAAUGACAAAGAAAAUGGUGGGGCCAAGAGACAGCGCUGUGGCGUCUGUGAGGUAUGCCAAUCUCCGGACUGUGGGAAGUGUCCUGCUUGCAAAGACAUGAUCAAAUUUGGAGGAGGUGGCAAAAGCAAGCAGGCUUGUAAACAGAGAAGAUGCCCAAACCUUGCAGUAAAGGAGGCUGAGGAUGAUGAGACCAUUGAGGAGGAAGAUGUUCCUGUGAAGGCCAAAAAGGUUUCUAAUGCCAAGAGGAAGAAGCAGAACCAGUGCAAGCUGUCGUGGAUUGGAGAGAAAAUUCAGACUGAUGGAAAGAAGCAGUAUUACAGGAAGGUCCGCCUGAAUGAUGAAGAGCUGGAAGUGGGCGACUGUGUCUCUGUCUCCUCAGAGGACCCCUCAAUGCCUCUCUAUCUGGCAAGGAUUGCAUCACUGUGGGAGGACAACAAUGGGAAAAUGUUCCAUGCCCACUGGUUCCUUCGGGGGGCUCAAACGGUGCUGGGGGAGUCUUCUGAUCCGCUGGAGCUUGUGCUUGUGGACGAGUGCGAGGACAUGCAGCUCAAUUAUGUGCAAGGCAAAGUUAACGUCAUGUAUAGGGCUCCGUCUGAGAACUGGUUUAUGGAGGGUGGUAUGGAUGAGGAAAUCAAGGUGAUAGAGGACGACGGGAAGAGUUUCUUCUAUCAGUUCUGGUACGAUACAGACUACGCCCGCUUCGAGACGCCUCCCAAGAUCAAUCCAACAGAAGAUUGCAAGUUCAGGUUCUGUCACAGCUGUGCUAGGAUUACCGAGAGAAAGGAACAGGAGACUCCUUGUGCGUUUGAACCCCUGCUGGACAAGGACCAUGACUCCAAGGUGUGUUAUGCCCUGGCCUGCUAUCGGGGCGAUCAGUUCAAAGUCGGCGACGGCGUCUACCUGCCUCCUGACGCUUUUAAUUUCAGUGUGAAGCCGGCUAGUCCCGUGAAGCGCUCCCACCGUAAAGAGGAUGUGGAUGAGGACCUGUAUCCAGAAUAUUACAGGAAGCAUUCGGACUACAUCAAAGGAUCAAACCUGGACGCUCCAGAGCCUUUCCGCAUCGGUCGCAUCAAGGAGAUCCUCUGUCACAGGCGGAGCAACGGGAAACCUGAUACUUCAGAGGUCAAACUGCGGCUCUACAAGUUUUACAGGCCUGAGAACACUCACAAAGGAGUCAAAGCCAGUUACCACACAGACAUCAACCAGCUGUACUGGAGCGACGAAGAGGUGACGGUCAGCAUGACGGAGGUGCUCGGCCGCUGUCAAGUAGAAUAUUCAGAAGACUUGAAUGAAUCGGUCCAGGACUAUUCCAGUGGUGGCCCUGAUCGCUUCUACUUCUUAGAGGCCUAUAAUGCAAAAUCAAAAAGUUUUGAAGACCCUCCAAAUCAUGCUCGCUCGGCUGUCACUAAAGGCAAAGGAAAGGGAAAGGGCAAAGGUAAAGGCAAAGGAAAGGCUGCAGCUGCACAGGAACCGCAGGACUCUCAGAAUGAUCCACAGACACUUAAGGUGCCCAAGUACCGCACACUGGAUGUGUUCUCGGGCUGCGGAGGACUUUCGGAAGGCUUCCACCAGGCUGGUAUGAAUGAGACUCUGUGGGCCAUAGAGAUGUGGGAGCCAGCAGCACAGGCCUUCAGGCUCAACAACCCCGGCACCACGGUGUUCACGGAGGACUGCAACGUCCUGCUGAAGCUGGUGAUGUCCGGUGAGAAGACAAACUCUCUCGGCCAGAAACUACCUCAGAAAGGAGACGUGGAGAUGCUGUGUGGAGGCCCUCCCUGCCAAGGCUUCAGCGGGAUGAACCGCUUCAACUCUCGCACUUAUUCCAAGUUCAAGAACUCACUCGUGGUCUCCUAUCUCAGCUACUGUGACUACUACAGACCCAAGUUCUUCCUGCUUGAGAAUGUGAGGAACUUCGUCUCCUUUAAAAGCUCCAUGGUUCUGAAGCUGACUCUGCGCUGUCUCGUGCGAAUGGGCUACCAGUGCACUUUCGGUGUGCUUCAGGCUGGUCAGUACGGCGUAGCGCAGACCCGCCGCAGGGCCAUCGUCCUGGCUGCUGCUCCUGGAGAGAAGCUGCCUCGCUACCCCGAGCCGCUGCAUGUGUUUGCGCCUAGAGCUUGCUCUCUCAACGUGGUGGUGGACGAGAAGCGAUACGUCAGUAAUGUCACAAGAGGGAAUGGAGGAAUCUACAGGACCAUCACCGUCAGAGACACCAUGUCGGACCUGCCAGAGAUCCGCAACGGAGCAGCAUCGCUGGAGAUUUCCUACAAUGGAGAGCCUCAGUCGUGGUUCCAGAGGCAGAUCAGAGGCACACAGUACCAGCCCAUCCUCAGAGACCAUAUCUGCAAGGACAUGAGUGCUUUGGUGGAAGGGCGGAUGCGUCACAUCCCGUUGGCCCCGGGCUCGGACUGGAGGGAUCUGCCCAACAUCGAGGUCCGUCUGAGAGACGGCACCAUGACCAAGAAGCUGCGCUUUGCACACCCAGAUAAAAAGAACGGCCGCAGCAGCACCGGGGCACUCAGAGGGGUCUGCGCGUGCUCAGCAGGGACCCCCUGCGACCCUGCAGACCGGCAGUUUAACACCCUAAUCCCCUGGUGUCUCCCCCACACCGGGAACCGCCACAAUCACUGGGCCGGACUCUACGGCAGACUGGAGUGGGACGGCUUCUUCAGCACCACGGUCACCAACCCUGAACCCAUGGGCAAGCAGGGCCGAGUUCUGCACCCUGAGCAGCACCGGGUGGUCAGUGUGAGGGAGUGUGCUCGCUCUCAGGGAUUCCCCGACACCUACCGCUUCUUUGGAAACAUCCUGGACAAACACAGACAGGUUGGAAAUGCAGUGCCCCCUCCCCUCUCCAGGGCCAUCGGCCUGGAGCUAAAGAAGUGUGUCAUGGAGAGAUUGAAGGAAGAGCAAGCAUCAGAGACUGUCAAACAAGAGAAGAUGGACGCCUCUGAUUAGUCGCGGGUUCUAUUUCAAGAUCUGUUCAACCAGCCUGAUGCCGCCGUGUCAGCGACUCAUGUCUUUUAAAUAAGCUGGUUUUUAACAGCUAAGUGACCGCCACGAACAUUCAGUGCCAUUCCAUGUCUGUUUUAAACUGUGCUUUUAAUCAUGUUGAGAGGUUCACUUCAUGUUGGAUAAAAUUGUAUGUAGUUUUUAUAUGUGUAAUAUUUCAAAUAAAGCUCUUAAGAAAUUGA